AUGCGAUACGAAAUCGACACCGAGCUGUUUUUCCGCUUCGGUGCGGACAGCAAUGGCGACGGGAAAGUCACCUGCGCCGAACGGAAAGCGUCUUGCUCCCGCUGGCGCCCCGCGUUACCAAGCAACAAGACCGCGCAGUACGUGGGCGAGGGCUCGCUUCUCCAGAAAUCAGAGUCAGACGAUGAAAGCGGGAAAUCAACAGACGAGGAAAGCGAGAAGGCGGCGGGGCGGCGGUGGUUCUCUUGGGGCGAGGACGAAUCCUGGGGGAACUCCGUCUGGAGAUACUUGUGUUGCAGGGAAGCCUGCAGCAAUGGUGACUCGGGAACCGAGCAGGUGAUCGAAUCGGGGGACGGCACCACGUUGAGCGACAUCGGAUCGGUGUCGGAGAUCCAGGGGGGCUGCGAAGGCUGUGGGGCCUGCUGUGGUUCCUUCUGCGAUUGCGAUUAAAUAAGUAUUCAAAGCGCACCCGUGGGCGUUGCGCAAUGUACGAUGGAUGCGUCGCCUGCUGCUGCCCUUCUUUGAUUUCAUUGGGUGUAAAGUUGAUUCCUCGUUUUUUUUUUCCGCGCACGGCGCCAGGCUUGAUUGGUUAUUUCGUGUGUUAGUGCUUAACUAUGAAUGAUGAGUGUCUCCAGGUACGCAAUUAUAGCAUUUUUGAUAACUCCUGCGCGAUACAGCGAAAGUGUUUUUUCUGAGCUCCUUACUUGGGGACGAAGCAAUGCGAAGCAGGCGCACCCAAAUAAUCGACACGAGGGGCAAUUGGCAGUGGUGGCAGAAGUUUUUACAAGAAUUUAGCCUCCUUGAAGUGGUGGCAGGAGGCACAAGCCUCCUUGUGGACAAUGCGUUUAUUUAGUGGUGUUCGAUGCAACCUAGAAUCAGCUUUAGAGUGCAACACUGAAGAACCAGGUGUAGCAAUGAGAUCCCCUGAGAUUCGUCGACCGUUCUGCUGCCGUGCGAUCUUGUUUUCUGUUCCUGAAGGAAAAGCGAAGAGAUCCUGAGAAAUGAAAGUGCCUCAGGUGUUUGAGAAACGACAUUAAAGGAGCGCUAUCUGAAUAGCCGAUCCGCGCAAAUUCCUUCCACGAUCUCAGGCAGUUUUGAUCAACAUUCACCGCGCCUUCUGUAGAUCUGC
Molecule: messenger RNA, 1126 nt
Organism: Amoebophrya sp. A120
Lineage: Eukaryota; Dinophyceae; Syndiniales; Amoebophryaceae
Source: the annotation of a GenBank genome assembly